Archocentrus centrarchus (flier cichlid) is the source of this 563-nucleotide messenger RNA. Its product is annotated as protein shisa-like-2A. The record is from RefSeq and is a predicted model, not a curated record. Bases 1 to 507 code for a protein of 168 amino acids. The transcript has 3 exons. Lineage: Eukaryota; Metazoa; Chordata; Actinopteri; Cichliformes; Cichlidae.
AUGAGUUCGGACUGCGAAAGUUACUACACCGAAGAAAACGUGCUCGUGGAGAACUUCACGUGUCCGAAAGCGGACGGUGACCCCAUGGCGCUUUACUGCUGCGGGUUCAGUGACUUGAAGUACUGCUGCGAUGACCCCAACAGCUUUUUCCCCUACGAGUAUGGAUACAUGUGGUGGUUGAGUCUUGGAGCUCUCAUGGGUCUCUCGAUAGCAGCUGUGGUUCUUCUUGCCUUCAUCAUCACUCUGUGUGUCCUCUGCUAUUUGUUCAUCACCACCAAACCCAGAGGUCUGGACAAUGGGCUGCCACUUCGAGCACCAGGUUCUACAUCCAGCCCACAAGCUCCCGGGCUCAGUCACAGCAGCGUCCCCCCCGGCCCCCAAGGCCUCAGGAAGCACUUCCUGAGAGGCAGGCUGGACUGCGACAACCAGCCGCCGGACCCUGACCGCCUUUUCCAGCGUUGUUUCAUGGCUACGGUGACGUCCGUCAAUGUGGAAGGUCCUGCUUAGACAGAGCUCUCUGUUUUCCGACCAGCUAAAUUUCCUUUGUAUUUAAACCGAGCUGU